UGUGUAUCAUGACGGACCCAUAAACUGUUUUACAAGGAUAGGAGUCAGACAGCAUGGACUAUUGUGAUGCUGAGGGGGAAGACAAUGAGGACAGAGGGAAAGAUGAUAAAAAGGUCUGUGCUGUAGGGGAUCUAGGUGUGGUUCUGAUCUCAAUGACCUUACACUCAGGCUUAGCUGGGAUUGUGACCAGGGUAAAGAGCCAGCACAUUGUAUGAGCUAAUAAAUUACUGGGGGCAGAAUUAGCUUCAGACAUGUUAAUGGAUAUAAACACAGCUGCUAAUAAUGUGACUGUAUCAAAUGAUUCCUCCGUUCCAGUAGUCUUUUUUAAUAUAUCCGGGUAUCUUCAAUAGUUAAUUGUUGUGCGGUAUUAACCAACUUCUCCAUUUCGAAAUGAUGUCCUCCAGACGUGUCCUGUCUUUCCAAUUAUAUUCUACCGGAAGUGACGCAACGGAAUCUACUAAAGUGUUGGUGUUUCAUCUUGCAAGACAAAACACUAGCACUUUAGGAGGCAAGUUGCUAGGAGUCUUCCCUUUAGUAAUACAGAUCGUCACUUCCAGUAGAACAUAAUUGGAAAAGACAGAACGCUUCUGGAGGACAUUACGUGAUUUCAAAGCGGAGCGGUUGGUUAAUACCGCACAACAAUUAACCAAUGAAGAUACCCGGAUGGAUUUAAAAAGAAUACUGGACAGGAGGAACUACAUACUGAUUGAGAAAACCAUCAUGCUAAAACGCAUCUCGGGACCUAUACAGAAAUAUUUUUAAGUGUUAUUUCAUGUACUUUAUUUUAAUAUAUAAUUUAUGUAGCAGGCCCUGGGUAACCCAGUGGACUACCCCCACUAUUAAUGAAAGAAGAGACCCAUUUCCCCCAGUAACUGGACGACACACAAUUCCAGGUGUACAACAACAAACUUUAUUGGCCACACUCGGCUUUAUACUUUUCCCAUGCAAGAGGUGGAUCACACUCAACGACCAUGUCCCCUCCCAAGGUCCUCCCCCUUCUGGGGGUCGCAUAACGGAACCGGUACCCCAGUCUCUUUGUCUCCUGUUCCUGCCACUCCAUGCCCCCUCUCAGGAUCCACCCCUCUCAGGGCCUGUGCGUGUGACAGGAACUCCAGUCCCUUUGUCCCCAGUUCCCGCCACCCCUCCUCAGGAUUUUCCACCUCUGGGGACAGGGGUUUUUCAUCCCAUGAGCCUCUGUACCUGGGAGCCCCAGCGUGGGAAAGCUUCCUGCCUCCUGGACUCCCAGUCACAGAAAGCAUGCCAAACGGCCAUUGUCCCUAAAGAGUGUCCCCACCAAUCUCAGGGACCUCCAGAACAGCAACCGCCAUGAACUGCCUCUGUUCUCGGGGUCCCUGGGUGAAACCAAGCGAGGGAAGCGCCUCCUUUCGGGACACGAAUGCUCCCCAUGGCCGCCCAGGGAAGCUCUCAUUAAUUAUUUCCCUUGCGGUUUCACACUUAUGUUGCAAGUUACCAACGUUCUUAUUGAUUAGUGUGAACUUUCCAAGGGGCACUGGGGAGGUCCUCAUUCGGGAACCGAACGAAUGCUCCUAGUAGACAUCUAACAAACAGGCUGCCACCCAGGGUCGGCAUGCGCCGAGGCUUCCUUCGUUCUAAAUAGACAUUCUAAAUGAUGUGUCAGGGUGCUCCUCGUGCGGAAGUCGAACAGAAACCAUUCAUAUGAGCCUUUCGCGAAUGGGGAGUAGGCAAAACACUGAACGCAGUACUGCCUACUGUGCAGCACUGCCCCAGGAAGCACCUCCAGUGGUAUCCCUAGGGGGCAAAGUAAACACUGCUUUUUAUCUGAAAAACAAAAACGUGUUUACAUGAAAAUUUAUGCAGGGAAUAAUUAUACUCACCAGAAUAACUACUAAGCUAAGCUUUAGUUGUUCUGGGGACUAUAGUGUCCAUUUAAGUUAAGGGGGCAGAGAGAGGGCUGGAUCAUUAGAACGUACUAUGGUGCCAUAAUUCUUUAAGGCCUCUAUUUGUUGGACAUCAUAACACUUCCUAAUGGCAUUAUGGUGCUAAUAUACUAUGAGUGCAAUAGCAGCACGCAGUGGUAUACCACCAAGUGUAAAUGUGCAUUGCGCCACCCAAGAGUAGUGACAUUGUGUGUAUCAAUAUAUGAACUAGCAGUAAAAUAAUGUGAAUUAAUUACUAUUAAUCUUGUCUACUAGAAUAUAACAGCGAAUAAUCAGCUAGCAGUAGCUGUAAAAGAUUCUGUAGCCUCAAAGACAAAGAGUCACAGCUGUUUUUUUGUUUUUUUUAAUUUACAAAGGGAAAGUAUUUAUUACACAUUAACUGAUUUCCUUGGCUGCUGGUUUACCUUCAGCCGUUACUGUCACUGUAAUAAAUUACUUAGAGCUUUCUAUAGAAAAGAAACUUACUAUAAGGAAUAACAAUUACAGUUUAUACACUCUGAAUAUUAUGUUCUAGAAAAUAUAGAUUAUCAGGAACUCUCAAAGGACCACUAUAGUGCCAGGAAAACAUACUCGUGCCCCCACUCUCAGGGACCCCCUCCCGCCGGGCUGGAUGGCGAGGAAAGGGGUUAAACUUACCUUUUUUCCAGCGCCGGGCGGGGAGCUCUCCUCCUCCUCCUCCGAUCCUCCUCUUCGGCUGAAUGCGCAUGUGCGGCAGGAGCUGCGCGCGCAUUCAGCCAGUCUCAUAGGAAAGCAUUCAUAAUGCUUUCCUAUGGAAUCUUCUCACUGUGAUUUUCACAGUGAGAAGCACGCAAACGCUAGUGGCUGUCAAUGAGACAGCCACUAGAGGCUUUAGAGGCUGGAUUAACCCAUUUAUAAACAUAGCAGUUUCUCUGAAACUGCUAUGUUUAUAAAAAAAAAAGGGUUAACCCUAGAGGGACCUGGCACCCAGACCACUUCAUUAAGCUGAAGUGGUCUGGGUGCCUAGAGUGGUCCUUUAAGGGUUAACAAUCAGGAAGUUAAAUCCUAUGGUACAAACUGUCCGCCCCCUGGGUGUGGAAUGUGGUUUAACACGCCCCACUACGUUCUGAGAAAAGACAAACAUUCAGUUUCGUUUCUUGUUGCAGCUUUCAGUGAUGGCAUCUGCUGACCUGAGAGAGGAGCUGACCUGCUCCGUCUGCCUGAAUAUUUAUACAGAUCCUGUAACCCUUCCAUGUGGACAUAGCUUCUGCCAGGUCUGCAUUGAGAAUGUGCUGGACAUACAGGGGGUGAGAAGAUAUUCCUGUCCUGAAUGCAGACAAUUAUUUAAUUCAAGACCGGACCUGCAAAGAGCACUAAGCUUGGCUAACAUGGUGAAAAGUUUCCUAUCUACUCACCCUGGACAGAAGGUGGUUGGGAUCCCCUGUACUUACUGUACUCACUCUCCUGUACCUGCAGGAGAACAUGUCCUAACUGAACCCACCAUUUCACUGGGGAACAGAAAAUGCUCCAUCCACAAGAAGGUCCUGGAAUAUUACUGCUCUGAGGAUGCCUCUUGUAUUUUUGUGUCCUGCAGGCUAGCCGGAGAGCACACGGAACACCAGGUGGAGACUCUGAAUGUGGCCUCUGAGAAGAAGGAGAAAUUGAGAAAUAUUCUAGAGAAACUAAUGUUAAGGAGAGAGGAGGCUGAAAAAAGAAUAAAGAGCCUGUCGGAGCUCAAACGUGAAGUGCAAGAAAAAGCAUCUGGGGUAACAGAGGAAGUAAUUGCCCUGAUUAGGGUCAUCAGGGAAUGGCUGAAAGCCCUAGAGACAGAGAGAGAUGAUAUAAAGGCCUGGUCUGUAGGGGAUCUGGGUUCGAUCUCAGUGACCUUACACUCAGGCUUAGUUGGGAUUGUGACCGUAGUAAAGAGACAGCGCCAUGUAUCAGCUAAUAUAAUACUGGGAGUAGGAUUAGCUUCAGAUAUGUUGCUAGAUGUAAACACGGCUGGUAAUAAUGUCACCGUAUCAGGUGACAUGAAAACUGUAUCCUGGUCAAAAAUAAACCAGAGUCAUCCAGAAACACCAGAGAGAUUUCAGUUUAACCAGAUUUUAAGCUCCAGGAGUUUCUCCUCAGGGCGACAUUACUGGGAGGUGGAUGGCAGUAAAUCAGGGUGGUGGAGUGUAGGGGUGACCUAUCCCAGUAUAGACAGGAAAGGAGUUCAUUCAGUAAUUGGAUGUAAUAACAAGUCCUGGUGUAUGUACAGGGGGGAUAAUAAUCUGUAUCAUAUGAUACAUGACAGUAACAUAAUCAAGUUAACUCUCAGCGCAUCCAGCCAAAGAUUAGGUUUAUACCUGGACUAUGAGGCUGGGCGGCUGUCCUUUUAUGAGCUCCGUGACACGAUCAGACACUUACACACGUUCACUGCCACCUUCACUGAGCCGCUUCAUGCUAUAUUCAGGGUGUAUGGGGAUAAUGCAUGGCUGAGAAUUUCAUGCACUGAACAAUGUAUUAAUCUUGAUUAAAGAGAUUUAACUGAAAAACCCUGAAUGGGAAUCAGAAAGCAGUAAUCCCUAUCUGGGUGUGGGUGGAGACUAAGCAAGCGCUUCUCUGCGUGUCACCCUGUAUGUGACUGUGGGGUGUAUUUACUAAACAGUGAUGUUUACAGACUUUAAAACAUUACAAAAUUCAAAUCAAACAUUUCCGCAGUUCAAUUAUAGUCACAGCUUAGCCAUGUCUCCUGAAUUAUACAUUUUGUUUUUUUAGUUCACCAUAAUUCACUGUUUGCUGACUAAACCCAUGGGUGUAUAUGCAAGUGUUUGUGUGUUGUUUGAUUGUGAAGAGACUUAUAGUUUAUUGUAUCUGGUAUGCCAACACAAGGCAGCCUCUGAAACUGGUAGCUGUUCUGGACUUUAACUCUCAGCAUGUGUGUUAUGGCUGCAUCAUGUGUGUGAGUGUGUGCUACUAUGUGUGUGUCACUCAUAGCGAGUGUUACUAUGUGUGUCACUUUGUCAUUGUGUGUGUUAAUACGUGUUAUGGGUGAUUGUUAUUGUAUAUUAGCUGACUGGGUGUGAUGGGAGUUGUAAUGAGCUAUGUCAUUUUAAUAGGUCAAGCUCUUUGUAUAAUAUUUUUAUAUUUUACUGGAUGGGCUUUACUAAAAUAGUGUUUGUAAUAUUAUGAAUGCUUAUAAUGAACAGAUAAUGAAAUUUAUCCAAUAAAUCAAUGUACAUAUAGAAACGAUCUGAGAAAAUGGGGUGGGAUUUUAACCCCUUAAGGACCAAACUUCAGGAAAGAAAGGGAAUCAUGACAUGUCACACAUGUCAUGUGUCCUUAAAGGGUUAAACUAGAUGCCAUGUAUAGAGCACACUGUGAUUUAUUAUUUAUCUAAAGACUUUCUAUAUUUUUAACUAAUCUUUCCAAGAUUUCAAGUGGACAAUGAAGGACACUUUAAUUUUAGUGGUGUGAGUGGGGGGUGUAGCUGUACUGAGAGGGAUUUAGACCCAAAUUGUCCCUUUUAAAUAGGGACACUUGAGAGGUUUGGUUUUAAGAAUGUUAACUAUAUACAAUGUGACUGGAUCUGCAUGAAGCAUUGUAAUCUGAGAAUUUCAAUAAAAUCUUUUUU
This is a messenger RNA of Pelobates cultripes (western spadefoot toad), 5493 nucleotides long. The record is from the annotation of a GenBank genome assembly. Lineage: Eukaryota; Metazoa; Chordata; Amphibia; Anura; Pelobatidae.